Messenger RNA from Tetrapisispora phaffii CBS 4417, 330 nucleotides. RefSeq lists its product as uncharacterized. NCBI's taxonomy places the organism in Eukaryota, Fungi, Ascomycota, Saccharomycetes, Saccharomycetales, Saccharomycetaceae. Bases 1 to 330 code for a protein of 109 amino acids. The record is from RefSeq and is a predicted model, not a curated record. The transcript is spliced from 2 exons.
AUGAGAAUUUCCCACUUUACAUAUACUGUGAUUUUCAGCAUUUUCCUGCUUAUAAAUGGGGUUUGUGCAUCUUCAUAUAUAUUGACCUUCAAUGAACCGAGUGGUGAUGUUAUUGUACCAACAUCAUUUAUGGAUGAUUUAAAGAGUAUCAUCAAAGAAUUUGGAGGCAAAGUUACUCACGAAUAUACUUUGAUAAGAGGCUUUACCAUAGAUAUGUCUUCUUCCAACAUAUCUGGUUUGAAGUCGCGUUUAACAACAAUAGGAAAUGAAUUCGGUUAUUCUUUUAAUAUUGAACAAGAUAGUGAUGUGCAUGCAAUUGCUAAUCACUAA